AUGGCAUGCACUAACUCAUGCUUGAUUCUCAGCUUUUGCUUCAUGUUCCUGUAUUUGAGUCAAGGUCUUGAGAUCCAGACAGAACUGCCCUCUGCCCGGAAUAGCUGCCCAGAAGGCACCAAUGCUUAUGGCUCCUAUUGCUAUUUCUUUAUCCAAGAUCAUGAGACCUGGGCUGAUGCGGAACUCCUUUGCCAGAACAUGCAUUCGGGCCACCUGGUAUCGGUGCUCAACAAGGCUGAGGGCACUUUUGUGGCUUCUCUGAUCAAGGAGAGUGGCACUGAUGACACCGAUGUCUGGAUUGGCCUCCAUGACCCUAAAAAGAACCGUCGCUGGCGCUGGAGCAGUGGAUCUCUGGUGUUAUACAAAUUCUGGAUAGUUGGAGCCCCAAGCACUGAAUGCCCCGGCUACUGUGUGAGCCUGACCUCAAACUCAGAUUACCAGCAAUGGAAUGAUAAAAAAUGUGAUGACGAGUUCUCUUUUGUGUGCAAGUUCAAAAACUAG
Messenger RNA from Chrysochloris asiatica (Cape golden mole), 501 nucleotides. RefSeq names its product lithostathine-1-alpha-like. The coding region runs from base 1 to 501 and encodes 166 amino acids. Gene Ontology annotation, biological process: positive regulation of cell population proliferation; response to peptide hormone; antimicrobial humoral immune response mediated by antimicrobial peptide. The record is from RefSeq and is a predicted model, not a curated record. Gene Ontology annotation, molecular function: signaling receptor activity; oligosaccharide binding; peptidoglycan binding. The transcript is spliced from 5 exons. NCBI's taxonomy places the organism in Eukaryota, Metazoa, Chordata, Mammalia, Afrosoricida, Chrysochloridae.